AUGCGAUUUUUAUGCUAAUUAAUUUUUGAUAAAUUUAUUUAUUUACUUUUAUAAAUAUCUAAAUAAAUCUUUUUAUUUAUUGGAAUAUUAGCUAAAAUAUACUUCUUGAUUAAGGUAUUUCAGCUAUUGGGUAAGUAUGAAAUUUUUAAUUUAUUUGCACUAAUUAAUUUUUUUUAUAAUAAUAAAAUAAAAUAUUUAAAAAAUGGAAGUAAUUAAUUUGAUUUUUAAAUUUAUAAAAGUGGUAAUGUGAUUGCUAAUGAAGGGUUAUUAUAAUUUGGAAAUUAUUUAGAAAACUGUAGAAGUAUAUAAACUUUAAUACUAUUUCUUCAAGUUAGUACAGGCAAUCUAUUGUAAACUUUUGCUCAUAAUUUAGGAAAACUCUUACAACUAUAAAAAAUUAACCUUUACAUAUCAGAGAGCUAAGUAAGAGCUUAGGAUGCAGCAUACAUAUAUGCUUUAUAAAAAAAAUAACACUUAGAAAAUUCUUAAUAAAAAAAUAUUUUUUUUUCAACAAAAAUUUAUUUAAUCUUUCAUAUUUUAUUUUUAAUUAAUUUUUAAAAUUUGAUAUUUAAUCUAUUAAUUUAAAGCAAAAAUAUUAUUGGAUCAGAAUAUGUUGAUUCUUUUAGUUAGGCUGUUGAUAAACUUAGGAGCUUGACAAGUUUAUCACUCAAUUUAGCAAGCAAUAACAUCUAAGACAACUAAGUGGAAAGUCUAUUAUCUGGAUUAGCAAAUUACUCUAAAAUGAGCUUUUUGAGAUUAGAGCUCUCGUAAAAUAUGAUCAGUGAUGAAGGAGUAUUAAAUCUUGGAUCUAUUUUAACGAAAUGCAAAAGUUUAACAAAGCUUAUUUUAAGUGUUGUAUCUAACCAUAUUAGUGAUCCUUCAGGCCUAGUAAAGAUUGUUAAUUUUUCAAAAAAAUUAUGUUACUAAAAUAAUUUAAUUACAUUAAAAAAUUAAUUAUUAAACAAAAAUUACCAAAUUAAAUUAUUUUAAUAAUUAAUUAAAAACAUAUUAAAAGUAAUAAUAGAAUGA
Molecule: messenger RNA, 1029 nt
Organism: Tetrahymena thermophila SB210
Lineage: Eukaryota; Ciliophora; Oligohymenophorea; Hymenostomatida; Tetrahymenidae
Product: transmembrane protein, putative
Exons: 10
Source: RefSeq, a predicted model, not a curated record